GUUAAUUUUUAAACUGAUCGUUUAACUGUUGUACGCCCUCAAGGUUAACCUGGGAGAAAAGGCACACAAUGGGAUAAUUAUAUUGGAGAAAUUUGUCGCGAUAAGACUUGUUUUAUCUGAAAAGGCGGCACGCGACAAGCGUGUGUUCACUGUUUCUUGUACAAGUUUUAGUGUCUUCGUGUGACUGUAGAAUACGCUGUACAAAUUAACGUUUUCUCAGUAACAUGGACAGUAUUCAGUGCGGCAUGUCGGGGAUAAGAACAAAUUUGACAUGCCUUGCUUGUCUUGCAUGUUUGAGCACAUAGGUCUAUAGUUGAGCAAAGUCAUCAUGAGGUUUCAGUCAAUGAAUGGCGCGAGCUUUUUUGCUUCUAACAUCCCGCCUCCAAGUGGCCAACAGAGGGCGCUACAGCACAGCAGCUGUGGCUGUCAUGAAUGAGGCGAUGCAAGGGGUCAUGACCUCCAUUCAUGAAGCAGGUACAUAUAAACCAGAACGUGUGAUAACAACACGCCAAGCCACUUCCAUCAAGGUAGAGGGAAGCUCGCGGGACAUUUUGAAUUUCUGUGCUAAUAAUUACCUGGGCCUCUCGAGCCAUCCUGAAGUUGUUAACGCAGCAAAGGCAGCACUUGAUGAGUACGGUGCUGGGCUCAGUUCAACAAGAUUCAUCUGUGGUACACAGAAUAUUCACAAGGAUCUUGAGCAAAAGAUUGCCACUUUCCAUCAAAAAGAAGAUGCUAUCCUGUAUGCAAGUUGUUUUGAUGCCAACGCUGGCCUCUUUGAGGCUCUCCUCACACCAGAUGAUGCCGUGAUCUCGGAUGAACUCAACCAUGCAUCAAUCAUUGAUGGAAUAAGACUCUGCAAGGCUGAACGUUAUCGCUACAAACACAUGAACGUGGAGGAUCUGGAGUCUAUUUUGCAGAAGACCCAACAUUGUCACAUGCGGAUGAUUGUCACUGAUGGUGUCUUCAGUAUGGAUGGAGAUGUUACGCCACUCAGAGAAAUCACAGACUUGGCCAACAAGUAUGAAGCGCUUGUGUUUGUCGAUGACUGUCAUGCCACAGGGUUCCUUGGCAAGGCUGGUAGAGGAACGGAGGAAUAUCUGGGAAUUGAUGGGUCAUCUGACAUUAUCAAUUCCACUCUGGGCAAAGCGUUAGGAGGAGCCUCAGGUGGCUACACUGCUGGACCUAAGUCUCUGACUGACAUGCUGAGACAGAAAUCUCGUCCCUAUCUCUUCUCCAACACUCUACCUCCACCUGUAGUUGCUUCAGCAUCAAAGGUUCUAGAUAUGAUAAUGGAAGAUCCUUCCUUGAUGUUGAAGCUUGCUAGUAACACCAAACUCUUUAGGGAUAGGAUGACGCAGGCUGGCUUCACCCUCUGGGGGAAAGAUCAUCCAAUUUGUCCUAUCAUGCUGGGCGAGGCCAGCCUCGCUGGUCGCUUUGCAGAAGAAAUGUUGAAACGAGGCAUCUACGUCAUCGGUUUCAGCUUUCCCGUUGUACCACAAGGUAAAGCUAGGAUUAGAGUACAGAUCUCAGCUGCACAUUCUGAGGAGGAGAUUGAAAGAUGUGUUCAGGCUUUCAUCGAUGUUGGAAAAGAAUUGAAAGUCAUCUAAGGGGGAACUCUGGAUCGGUGCUGACAGGCUCAGUCAUGGUAACAGAUAAAUGACCAGGAACCACCUCAAACCUUGGAAUGAAGUUGGAAUGAAAACACCAGCUGUAUUAAUUGAGAUCACCUGCUGCUGAAGCCAUAAGAAACAGUAAAUAGGGCCACAGGGUAGGAAGAAAUGGCAACUGAUGCCGUCUAUAGUGGUUUUUACAGAUGCAUGCACUGUUUCCAGCCAAAUCAAACUAUAUAAAAACAGUGUCAGGAAACAUGAAGUGAUCUCAUAUGGAAACAUCUGUGCAGAAUGCUACAAUGGAAACUUUGCUCAUCAAUAUGUAAGAUAUACACAAGAAGCUGUCUGGAAUGCUCCAAGUUCUGAGGUGACUCCUUCGCGCUGGAAAAUCUCCAGAUUCUUGACACGUUUUCCUGCUUGUAAGUGACUUUGUAAAACACGCCCAUGCACACAAUCCUUAAGGUACACGUUAAUUUCCAAUUCAGGCUUGUGGGUACACCAUGGAAUCAAUCUCUUUUGGAAAAGGUGUGGUUUUUAGAAGAGCCGCUGAGUGUUCACUGGACGUUUUGGCGGGGAGAGCAUCCUGGCCGAAACGUGCAGUUGAUACCAGUUCUUCUCAGAACCGCACCUCUUCUGAAGAAAUUGAUUCCAAGGUGUACCCACCAACCUACAGCUCAUGUAACUUCCAAUCUUACUAAACAUCUGCUCCCGCCGUUCUGUGAAAUUCAAUUAGUAAUGGGCGUGGUCUAAAGUGUAAUGACGUCACGCUGAAAAAUGGAAUACACACAAUUUUUAUGAUUAA
Molecule: messenger RNA, 2412 nt
Organism: Acanthaster planci (crown-of-thorns starfish)
Lineage: Eukaryota; Metazoa; Echinodermata; Asteroidea; Valvatida; Acanthasteridae
Gene: gcat
Product: glycine C-acetyltransferase
Biological process (GO): biosynthetic process; L-threonine catabolic process
Cellular component (GO): mitochondrion
Molecular function (GO): glycine C-acetyltransferase activity; pyridoxal phosphate binding
Source: RefSeq, a predicted model, not a curated record